Molecule: messenger RNA, 5210 nt
Organism: Megalobrama amblycephala (Wuchang bream)
Lineage: Eukaryota; Metazoa; Chordata; Actinopteri; Cypriniformes; Xenocyprididae
Product: serine/arginine repetitive matrix protein 2
Exons: 7
Coding region: 1121-4291 (1056 amino acids)
Biological process (GO): regulation of transcription by RNA polymerase II
Molecular function (GO): DNA-binding transcription factor activity, RNA polymerase II-specific; RNA polymerase II cis-regulatory region sequence-specific DNA binding; protein binding
Source: RefSeq, a predicted model, not a curated record
AAUGUGCGUCGAGGAAGGGAGGGGGUGAGGCAAUUGGGCGUCGAGGCGAAGUUAGGUUGACGAAUGGCAACCAACAGAGGACUACGAGUUAAAAAUUGGAUUAUUUGAUCAUCUGACUGGCUUUAACGUUACAUGAACGGACGUGGAGCACGUUGAGGGGAAACCGCAGAUGAUAUUGUUGAUUUUGGAGGCCGCCGUUCCGUUUGGAUGUGUUUCGGGAAGACCCUCGCGUCUCGCGCAUAGGUCGCGCGACAGAUUAGCUGCGGCGUGCUGAGACCGAGUUCAAGAAAUCACAAGUUGCACGCGCGAGAGGAAGACCCUUCCGCGCGAUUGUUAUUGCUGCCCGCCGAGAAAUUUGGACAUUUGGAUCUCCUGCUAUGACGUAGUUGGCGUUUCGUGACACAUUGUUAAUUCAGUUGCAGUUACAUCUGAUGGAGGCCCUAAAGUACCUGCUUAAAUAAUAAUAAUAAUAAUAAUUUCAUAUUAAUGGAUGGCAGCCACUGCAUAUUUGACAGAUUGAGACAUUUUUCAGUCGAUUGAUUUUUGUGUUCAGUUCCGUUUCCCAGGACAACCAGACUAUUGAGAAAACUUGCCAUCCACGUUUGCGAUUUUUAUGUCAUUCAAAUUUAUUUGAAUUAUAAUACGUGGUCAGGAUUUACUUAUGGCUUUUGAUGGUGGAACUUGCUCAUCUGUCUUGAAUCCAUUGCCUCAUGGAGUUUCAGUAUUUCACGUUUGAUAGGAUGUAAGGAAGUCACAUCUUAAGCACCAAAGAUGAUGGACUUUAUUGUAAAAUACUUCAGCUACUAGUCCAAUGCUUCUUAACAAAAGCAACCUGGAUGUCUAAGACCUGUUAAGUGAGACUGUCUUAUUUAUUCAUAAUAUUAUUCAUUACGCUUGCUACUUAAAUAUCCAUAUUGAGGAUUUGCUGUGAAUGUCCUUUGAAUCUCCAACAGAUGGUAAAACUUUAUAGACACUUCUCAGAGCAUCAUUGGUUUCAGAAACGUCUCAAUGUCGGUGGAUGAAGCCAAGUUAAAAAGUUCUGCUUUUUACACAUAGGAGAGACGAUUACAAACAAGCUGCACUGAAAGUAAAAGUGUAUUGAGUAAAAAAUCCGGUAAAAAUGGCAAGUGAAUGCACCUACAGUGCUCAGUAUGACACUGAUGACACCUUUCGCACUACUAAACUCUCAGCGGACGAGCAGCGGGAACGCGCGGGUUAUGUGAACGGCGGCUGCGCGUCCCUCUCGUCUUCUCUCUUCGAGGUCAUCGGCGGCUCUCUUUACCGUAGAAAGUUGGAGAAGGGUUUCGUCCAGUAUCGGGAGGUGCUGGCUGAAGACAAGCGACUUCAGUCCAUAGCUACUUUCCACGAGAAGAGACCCGGCAAGUCGCACCACACCCUGGAGGACACAUACAGACUAGUGGCCGAGCACUAUUGGUGGGAAGGAAUGUAUUUUCAGGUCAGAGACUAUGUCUUUGGCUGUGAGGAAUGCCAACGCAGUCAGUCUGAGAGAUCAGCGUGUUCCGAUGUGGGACUUAUCUCCAGGAUGGUGGAAUCGCAUAGUCAUCAAGUCUUAAGUAAACUUAAUAGCCAACGGGAAGCAGGGCUUUUCUGUGAUAUCACACUGAAAACUGGUGAUGGCCAGUCUUUCGUCGCCCACAAAGCAGUCCUUGCCGCGGUGAGCGAGUACUUCCAGGAGUUAUUUACUGAAAUGGACUCAGCCACAGAUCCCCAGUCACACGUUGACCUCACAGGAUUCAGUGAGCAGAGCCUGCUUGCUUUACUAGAGUUCUCUUACACUUCCACCCUCAAUCUGAGUCUGGACAUCUUGACGGAGGUUUGUGCCAUGGCCCGCCAUCUACGCAUGUGGCCUGCCCUUGAGGCUUGCUCUGCUAUCAAAAGGGAGCAAGAGACUUGUCAGUUACAUUCCAGAAUGCACAGUACUCCUGGUGAACCAAAUAGUUCAAUGCCUGGACCUUUCAGGAGAGACCACUCCUCAGCUUCAGGAGGGAAAGUGGGACUCAAAAGGAAGAGAGAGGAUGAGGAAGGAGAAGGUUCUGGGUCUUCCUGGAACAUCCAAGCACAGUACAGUGAGCAGAUUGUUGAUAAGGUAACGGAUGAAUCUGAAACAGAAACCUCAAAUCCUCAGUUCCAACGGCAAGUCCCGUUCAGUUUUCAGGUUGAGGAAAAUGGCUUUCCAUGCAGCCCAAAUCGCAGAAUGAAGCUCAUGGACUUCAAAUCUCCAUCCUGCAAGAAAAAAACUGCCUCUCGCCCCACAUCUUCAAUCAUCUCAACAUCUCCUUGCACCUCUACUCGUUCUUCCUUUCCAUCACGCCGUCUGCUUCGUUCUUCACCUGGCGCUGCACUUGCUUUGCGCAGACUCCUGCCGAAAAUUGACCUCUCCACUAAGAGAAAGAGGAAGUCCUCUUCCUACCGGGCAUAUAAGCCUCAGUGUGAAUUCUCAGUGACUCCGUCCCAAUCUCAGGCAACUUCUUUGACCCAUGAUACCUCAGUAAAGGUAAAGGAGGAGUAUGUGGAGGAGAAGGUAUGUAACAAAGUCCCUCAAGAAGAGGUGCACAGUCCCCGUGCUCAGGAGAAAUAUCGUCUUCUUAGCUUCCUUGGCUUGCAGAGGAAAUCCCUGUUGCCCGGUCCAGAAGAACUGUCCGGUUGGGGGCAGAAAAAACGACUUAGGAAGUUAAAAGUAAGUGAUUAUUCACUCACAGCCCGGCGGAAACCUCGUGCACAAGGCGUCCCAUUGGGAUUCGGAACCAGUUUAGGGGUGCUUGCUGCCGUUAAUCCUUCUCUGUCUCUCUGUGACAUGAGCAGAAUGGACUUGCUGAACAGACCAGUGAAAAUAGAACUCCAAGAAUCUUGGAACCAAGAAAGGUCCAAAAGGAAAAGAAAUGAUCCUGUGCAGCCAAUUGCAAGAGCUACACGUAGCAGGUCAUUGCUGCACACAGACUCCAGUGCAAUCGUUCAAACGCUCAGACGUCACCAUAAAAAUCAAGAUAAAGCACCUUCCCAGCCUGCACGAAGAGGUAGAGUACCAGCACACAAUGCCUCGUCCCCUUCAAAAAGUACUAUGCUCAGGAUAAAACAAGAAUCUUCAGACAGUGCCAUCCUGCAACCUAUUCACCGUCGCAAUACUGUCUGUAGCCCCCAGGCAACUCCUCCUAAAGCACCCGGACGUAGGGGUCGCCCACCAGCAGAUCGCACAGUAAGGGUAGCCACAACAAAUUUGCAGCACACAAAGCGGCACAAACCUGGGCGUCCCCCAACAGGUAAACCUAAGAGUUCAAAACAAAUAGAAAGCAAAACAAAAUGCAACCGUACUACAAGAGUGCCACAAGCAAAGCACAGCAGAAUUGGAAGAGGAACACAGGUGAAGGAAAACAGAAAAAUAAAGGAACAUUCGAAAAGAAAGGACAGUCCUGAAGUUCAGUAUGGUGUCAUGAACUGGGAUGCUUCCAACCAUCAGCAUCUUCACAGCCAUCCUCUUUACAAAACAAUAAAGGAAGAGCCAGCUGACCCCUUGCCCCUAACCCAGCCAUUUCCAACCAGUGAUCCCUCAGACCUGGGCAAGCGUCAGAGCAAACCGCCCGUCAAACUGUUGGAUCAAGGCUUCCUCUUUGGGUUCUGUCGGCAGCCAAGUGGCAUCAAACGAGAGGAGGAGAGCAUGGACAUCUAUCUGACUCGUUCGGUCUCUCAUGGAAGUAGUUCCCAUUGCGAUUCAUCACCUGGCAUGGGGAGAAGAGAUCGGGUGAGGGCCAGAAUUAUGCCAGAUCGGACAGGCCUAAAUGGGCCUCACUGGGCAGGACUUGGCAACAGGCACUCACCCUUUUCCCAAAGGAUUGCUAUUCGAGUGAAGACAGAGAGGGAUGAAACCAGCGUGUCCCGAGGGUCACAGGUUAGCCGAGUUUCUAGACACCCCCAAGUUAGCAAGAGGAGCUGUAAAGUCAAGAAAGAACCUACAAAGACAAAGAAUGUAAAUAAGCUGCUUCCUCUGAGCAGUCGCCGUUCCGUCCUACUGGAAUCUAUCCGACGGGCACGUCUGAAACAGCAGAAGAGUCCUCACAGUCGGACCUCCAGUGGAGCACAUGCUUGCCUGCAGUGCAGAGCCACCUACAGGGAUUGUGAUGCCCUUAUUAUGCACCGGAUCAAGCACAUUGAAGGCAAACACUGGCCCUGUCCGUUGUGCAGCAAGACUUUCUUCAGACAGAGAAAUGUGAGGAAUCACAUAAGGACACAUAAUCCCAAGCUCUACAAAUGCCGCCAGUGCAUUGCUGCUCAUUGAGGUGAAAAGACACAGGAUUAAAUGAAGAGGAGCAAAGCUUUGUUUCUUUAAAUAUUAACGCUGUAAAUACCAAGGAUCUGUGAUGUAUGACAAUGAGGUUGAAUUUAUUCAUGUAAAUAAUGUCAUGAUGGUUUAAAUGGUCCUUUUCCUCACAAUAAUUAUUAUUUAAGUAACUAAGCUGAAGUUGCUUUGCAAUUGAUACAGAUGUGUUAAACCAGAACUUGAACCCAUGUUGUUUUUCUCAGGGGGGCAGAGACUGAUGGUCAAGGUGAUAUAUGUAUAAUGAGAAUUGUGUAGAAUGCUUUAAAUUUGUUAUUACUAAUGUAAUUACUACAGUUGUUAUUUCUAUUGUUAUUAUGAUUAUUUUUUAUAAAUGGCAUAAUCUUGAGUGCACUUAAUGUUAGCUUUGUUUUGAAACCUAAGAAAGAUGCGAUUGACUGGGAUGUACUUGAAUGAUGGAGUGGAGCCAGUGGACUGCCCUAAACGUGUGGUUGUCUGGCAUUGUUUUAGAAAAACUAUUACAGAAAUUAGUCAGGAAUUUUUAAAUGAAGGUUGGGUAAAAGGAGUUAGUUAUUCUAGAAGUCACAAAAUGGUUAGCCUGCAUUGGUGAAAUGCCAUUAUUUGGGUAUAUACAAUUUUGUGAAAACAUUUGUUUGAUUACAACUUUUCAAAAUGAGACAGUGACUGUGUCUUUUAAAUAAGGGAAUCCCAAAAUGUCUAAUGUGAUUUUAUUUUUUUCCCCCCCUCCCCUCCUUUGAUAAUUCCUUGUCUGACUUUUUAUGCAUAUCCUUCUUUAACAUACAAUGCAAUGGACUUUAAUGAAGAAGUUUUAAAUGUUGAAGUGUUUUGUCUGAAACACAAGUUUAAAAUGUAGAACGACCAAAUAGCCAUAUAAAUAAAUUUUGCAUUUUAAAAUUUA